AGCAGCGGAGCGGGAGCCGGCGCUGUGCUCGCAGCUGCCAAGGCUGCUGAGCCCACGUCAGGGGACGCUUCUGGAUAAAUAGGGUCCCACAAUGGCCGUGACCCGCUGCGCUCGGAGCUGCGGGGUCCAAGACUGGAGCUUCCUGCGCGGGUCGGUGUCCUGGAGGCUGAGUGCUGGCACUGCUGAUGCUCCCUGCGCCCAGGGGCGAUCAGCGGCCAGACUCCAGAACUCCUCAUCAGUGCAGACCCGAGCUCCAGCAGGAAAGCUCACUGCGCUGCUCCUAGGUGAAGAGAUAAGGAGAGCAGCGGGGCUGGAAAAGAAGGGUCCUUCCUGCCGACGGCAGCGCAGGAGGACGGUGCCAUGCUUCUGUCCAUCCUGGUGGCCUUGUGCCUGUGGCUUCGCCUGGCGCUGGGCGUGCGCGGUGCGCCCUGUGAAGCCGUGCGCAUCCCCAUGUGCAGGCACAUGCCCUGGAACAUCACCCGGAUGCCCAACCACCUGCACCACAGCACUCAGGAGAACGCCAUCCUGGCCAUCGAGCAAUACGAGGAGCUGGUGGACGUGAACUGCAGCUCCGUGCUGCGCUUCUUCCUCUGCGCUAUGUACGCACCCAUCUGUACCCUGGAGUUCCUGCACGACCCCAUCAAGCCCUGCAAGUCUGUGUGCCAGCGCGCACGCGACGACUGCGAGCCCCUCAUGAAGAUGUACAACCACAGCUGGCCAGAGAGCCUGGCCUGCGAUGAGCUGCCCGUUUACGACCGUGGAGUGUGCAUCUCUCCCGAGGCCAUUGUCACUGAUCUUCCGGAAGAUGUGAAGUGGAUAGACAUCACACCAGAUAUGAUGAUGCAGGAGAGGUCCUUUGAUGCUGACUGCAAACGCCUGAGCCCGGAUCGGUGCAAGUGCAAAAAGGUGAAACCAACUUUGGCAACAUACCUGAGCAAAAACUACAGCUAUGUUAUUCAUGCCAAAAUAAAAGCCGUCCAGAGGAGUGGCUGCAACGAAGUCACAACAGUGGUGGACGUAAAAGAGAUCUUCAAGUCCUCUUCGCCCAUCCCUCGAACACAGGUCCCCCUGAUCACCAACUCCUCCUGCCAGUGCCCACAUAUCCUGCCCCAUCAGGACGUUCUAAUCAUGUGUUAUGAGUGGCGCUCAAGGAUGAUGCUUCUUGAAAAUUGUUUAGUUGAAAAAUGGAGAGAUCAACUUAGUAGGAGGUCCAUACAGUGGGAAGAGCGGCUUCGUGACCAGCAGAGGACAGUUCAAGACAAGAAGCGCACAGCGAGCCGCACAGGUCGCAGUAACCCCCCGAAGCCAAAGGGAAGGCCACCUGUUGCCAAAGCUGCCACCUCUAAGAAGAAUGUCAAAGCCAGAAGUGCCACCAAAACGUCAAGCCUGAAGAAAAGCACUAGCUAAUUGCUUUCCAGGAUGGAGCCACCCCCACAGAUAAGGCAGUACUGCGUCGGACAGCCUAUGGAAGGCCACACACCACUUGCCUUAAGGACCAACUGUGGUUCUCUUUAUAGACACAUGUUGCAGCAUUUUUUUCUUAAUGAUAGCUUCAUUGUUUCUCUUUAAGCCACACAGCUCUGUUGCUGGUUGGUCCUCUGGUAUG
Molecule: messenger RNA, 1606 nt
Organism: Acomys russatus (golden spiny mouse)
Lineage: Eukaryota; Metazoa; Chordata; Mammalia; Rodentia; Muridae
Gene: Sfrp4
Product: secreted frizzled related protein 4
Exons: 6
Coding region: 361-1407 (348 amino acids)
Biological process (GO): non-canonical Wnt signaling pathway; canonical Wnt signaling pathway
Cellular component (GO): cytoplasm
Molecular function (GO): Wnt-protein binding
Source: RefSeq, a predicted model, not a curated record